Seminavis robusta is the source of this 1439-nucleotide messenger RNA. NCBI's taxonomy places the organism in Eukaryota, Bacillariophyta, Bacillariophyceae, Naviculales, Naviculaceae. The record is from the annotation of a GenBank genome assembly.
CGGUGUCUUAGCUUGGUGGUCUUGUCUUCCGCUGAUCAUUGAUGCCAUUUCCCAUGACCGCUACAUACAUCACUCUCAUCAGGUCAGACUGACCAUUACUACCCAUCCAACCCAAGCUUCAAUUUAAAACUAAGUAAUCAAUAUGCCCCACAACCGCUGCGCUGGACGCGGCCACUUUGCCAUGGUGCCCAUUCCAAUCAUUGACUGGCUGAUUCCGAUAUCGAUGGAAUACCGAGCCUACAAUGUCCGGGAAAGAGACACUUUUUGUCCGACGUGCCGAUCGGUGACUUCUUGCAAGGAGAAGGAAAGCUGGCAUACCGUGUCGGUGGUGGGCAUUAAAGUCCACAAGGAAACGGACGAGCACGCCACGGAAAACAUGGUCCCCUAUACCAAGUGCAACGCUUGCAAAAGUGUAUUCCAGCGUUCCAAUUUUGAAUCCAUGAGUGCCCGAGGAGCAUUCGAGUAUAUUUUGUUGACGGCCAUGAUUGAAGUGCGCAUGCGAUACAAAGUGGCCCGGAAAUUGCUCUACCGAUGGUCGCAAAAGGAAGCGCAAUUGGUACAUGAGGAAUACGUCAAGUUUGCUCCAAACGAAAGCACACUAUCGGAAAAACACGUCUUGGACCGGGGCAAGUACAUGGAGCGAAUUUCACUCUAUCGAAGAAAGGCCACUAAAUUCUUUCCCAUCCUAGUGGAAAAACUCAGUGACGAACAAAAGCAAAAAGUCAUUCAAGCCAUGGAAGCCGCGGCAUUGAUCUCCAAAAAGAAGAAACAAGGUGAAACGGAAAAUUUGGUCGACAACAAUGCGGAUGAUGAUGCUGCCGACGUCAAACAGAAGGACCGAAAAUUUAUCGAGGAAGUCAGAAUGCUUUUUAUGAUGGAGCGGUGAACACCAAUCCAUCUAUGUAAUGAAUCGACACUUAUUAGUUGUCCAGUAAUAAGUGACAAACAAAAUCACACGCAACAAUUUCAUUAAUUACAAUCAUUCAUUUACAUCUAUGUAUUAUUUUGACGAAGGCCCGUUUUAUUCUGCCACGGCCGUCUCAACAGUGUCGUCAUCUUUUACAUGGCACGUUUGUGUGUUGGCGCUUGUUGUUGUUGUUGUCACGUAAGGGUGGCUGUACAUCCAUUCGGUCCGCAUUGUUUCGUCGUCGUGGUCGACACGUGUGCUACCCGUUGCCAAAUGCUCGGGAUCCUCUCGUUUUAAUUGCUGGCCGUCGACAAGGGGAGACCGGGACAAUUGGAAUUUGCUGCUGCACUUUGGUUUGCUCACGUACGGGUGUUGGUACAUCCAGUGUUCCUUGAAUUGCUUCGUGCCAGAAUCGUCCUCAGAGCCAGUCUUCUUAUUGUCGUCCUUGCCUAUUGGAUCUUCCUCCUCCUCCUUUUUUACCGAUGAUUGGCUGUUGCCCAUUGUUUUGUUGGUAUGUUUCGUCGUCUUGAGG